AUGACAUCCUCACUUCCACCCUUCCAUCUCCUCAAUGCCCCAGACACUCGUUUGCCCGGUCCGUCAUCCACAUCUUUCACCCUCACCCCACCUUUAACAUCCAUGACGGACAUAUGGCGCAAACCCGGCCCACCAGAAAUAAACACAUUUAACGCCCCAGUGAUCUACAAAAUCAUCAACCUCGCCACCUUCCAACGUGUCCGAGUAACCCUCGCAGGAGCAUGGGACACGCUCUAUGAUCAGGGAGGGCUUGUUCUCAUCGUUCCUGACCCAGAAUGCUCUCAGAACGACGCAACUGAAGCGGCCCGGAAUGGCCAGUGGGUGAAAAGUGGAAUUGAAUUCGUGGACGAUGCCCCAAAAGUUGGUUCGGUAGCCUGUGAUCGUUGGGCCGAUUGGAGUCUUGUGACUGAAGGGAUUGUUCCAGCAUCUGGAGGAGAAGCAAACUCAACUCAGGUUACGAUUGAAAUGGAAAGGAGACCGACUGACGAUACCCUUUGGGUUUACGUCGUCCAGGACGGCAAGAGGUCUGGGGUGAGGGAGGUGACUUGGUUAUUGAGUCUCGCUAAGGAUGAGGAUGGAAAGCCGAAGGACAUAGAGGCUUGGGUUGGUGUCUAUGCUGCUACACCUACAAUUGUUGAGGACGCGAAGCCGCUGAAUGUCAAAUUUGAAGGGUUUGAACUUGAGCUGAGGGAGCUUUAG
Molecule: messenger RNA, 699 nt
Organism: Cadophora gregata
Lineage: Eukaryota; Fungi; Ascomycota; Leotiomycetes; Helotiales; Ploettnerulaceae
Exons: 1
Coding region: 1-699 (232 amino acids)
Source: RefSeq, a predicted model, not a curated record